GUCAUAACAUCAACAUGUCAGAUGCCGCUAAAGUAGGUUUAUUUUUCACGGUGGCGUGAAGAAGUGUCGAAUUACUCAGAAAUCCGCCGACUGUGAAUAACUUCAUAAAGAAUACUGCGGAAUGAAAUCAGACCUGUUUAGGUGGCUUCUUAGGACACAAAACUAUUUUCAAGUCAGAGAAUUUUUUAAUUGUCAUAAAUCAGCAGAGCGCUGCAGUUCUCGGGACGCCACGCACAGUAACCCGAUAACUCGCGUAUAAAUCUGCAUACGCCAGUAAACGUAAACCGUGUAGGUCACGUCAUAUAAAACAUUGUGGGACUUACAGACUGGAACAUGCAUAUUAAGCGUAGAAACGUUAAGAUGCGGGCAGGUUAUGUACGGACAUACACCUGCCGCUCUGCUGACCCUCGGUCACCGUCAUAAAGGGGGAGGUGCUGAGAAAUGGAGCCGUUUCAGGCUCAGACCAUCCCAGCCGCUCCGUCCGUGUUUCUGACGCAGAAAACCCCGCCGACCACUUCCCCUGUCACCACGUUCACUACACUGCAGGCUGGAGUCUCGGCUGUUGGUCUUUGUGCUUUGCUGGCCCUGAUCCGCAUCCAUCAGACAUCAGUCAUAUUGCUGUGCUGAUUCACAACCUCUAGAUAGAUUCUCCCUGUCCCAUCAUGACCUCGGCUGACUCCCAGGGGGGGCUCUUCAUCUCGGGGGGAGGGGAGACGUACCGAAAUCCUACAGAGGUGAAGAUGAGCCAGAUUGUGCUGCCCUGCCACGCCAACCACUGCGGGGAGCUCAGCGUGGGUCAGCUGCUCAAGUGGAUGGACUCCACGGCCUGCCUGUCCGCUGAACGGCACGCUGGCUGUUCCUGCGUCACAGCCUCUGUCGAUGACAUUUACUUUGAGCACACCAUAGGGGUUGGACAGGUGGUUAACAUCAAGGCAAAGGUCAACAGAGCCUUCAACUCUAGCAUGGAGGUGGGGAUCGUGGUCACCUGUGAGGACCUCUACCAGGACCUCCAGUGGAAGGUCUGCCAGGCCUAUGCCACCUUCGUGGCCAGAGGCUCGGACAUGGGGAAGGUGCAGCUGAAGCCCGUCAGCCUGCAGACACAGGAGGAGCAGCUGGAGCACAGCAUCGCCUCCGAGCGAAGGAGGAUGAGGCUGAUCCAUGCGGACAUCAUGACUGACCUGCUCAGCAGCUGGCAGACAGGUGAGCCUCCGCAGGGACGGAUGCGGCAGGUGUCUGUGGGGCUUUCCGGCGUGAGCGUGCAGUGGCCCACUCAGUGCGUCUGCUUUGCAGUGGACGCGUUCCAGGAGCCAGAGGACGCAGUGGCGGCUGAGCGCACGCGGGUGGAGAGCGUGGAGCUGGUGUUGCCUCCCCACGCCAACCACCAUGUCAACACCUUCGGGGGGCAGAUCAUGGCCUGGAUGGUGAACGUGGCCACCAUCGCGGCCAGCCGCCUGUGCAACGCCCACCCCACCCUACGCGCCAUCGACAUGUUCCACUUCCGGGGUCCAUCUCAGGUGGGAGAUCGAGUCGUCUUGAAGGCCAUUGUCAACAACACCUUCAAGAACAGCAUGGAGGUGGGUGUGUGUGCCGAGGCCUACUGUGGCAAUGAGCCGCUGCGGCACAUCAACAGCGCCUUCAUGAUGUUCGAGGUCCUGGAUCAGGAGAAGAAACUCAGAAAGCUGCCACGCAUUCGACCCGAGCCUGUGGACGGGAAACGCCGAUACCAGGAGGCUAUUGCCAGGAAGAAGAUCCGCCUGGACAGGAGGUACAUCACUUCCUGCAAGCAGACAGAGGUGCCACUGUCUGUGCCCUGGGACCCCAGUAACCAGGUCUACCUCAGCUAUAACAACGUAUCUGCGCUGAAGAUGCUGACGGCCCGAAACAACUGGGUUCUGAACACUGAGAAGAACCAGGUGAACCUCUACACUCUGGAGGAGAACCAGGUGCUCUGUUUCAGGGUGGAGACCACAGUGGAUGUCCCAGCAGGCCGAGUGUUCCUGCUGCUCUCAGACCUGAGCCGCAGGCCUGAUUGGGACAGUCAUUAUAAGCACUGCGAGCUGAUCAACCAAGUGGACGAGGAUGACGGCAUCUACCAUGUGAUCACACCCUCAGUCAACAGAAGCAACAAAGUGCAGGACUUCAUCCUGCUGGCAUCCAGACGGCGGCCGUGUGACCCGGGGGACCCGUAUGUGGUGGCCCUGCGCUCCGUUACCUUACCCACUCACCCUCCUGCUGAGGAUUACACCCGGGGCGAGGUGUUCUGCGCAGGCUUCAGCAUCUGGGAGGAGUCUGACGGCAGCACUAAGGUGUCCUACUACAACCAGGCCUCUGCAGGGGUGCUUCCCUACAUCUCCACUGAUAUCGCAGGCCUGUCCUCCACCUUCUACCGCACCUUCUGCUCUUGCAAGAAGUUCCUGAAGGACAACAAGGAUGGCUACUCUGGGGGACCUGAAUUUGCCCAGGGUGUCUCUGGCCCCCAUGCCUAUGUCUCUCUAUAAGGACACAGUCCCACAUCUCCUUCCUUGGCUGGAGUCCCUGGUUCUACUGACCAUUUGCCUUCUCGAUUUCCUAGAACAUGUUCUGGUGGAACUAGCAGUGGUCCAAUAAAUUUUCAUGAAUCUGAAAUGUGCUUUAGCAUUUUGGGUAGCACUGUUAACGCCCACUUCCAGGUUCGGGAGCUCAAAGCCUGUCCCCCGUAAGGGAAGUUACUGCCCACCUCCAGCUUCCGGAGCUCACUGUACUGAAUUUGGAAUAAAUUUACUGGAAUACAGAA
Molecule: messenger RNA, 2773 nt
Organism: Brienomyrus brachyistius
Lineage: Eukaryota; Metazoa; Chordata; Actinopteri; Osteoglossiformes; Mormyridae
Gene: acot11a
Product: acyl-CoA thioesterase 11a
Exons: 16
Coding region: 663-2498 (611 amino acids)
Cellular component (GO): extracellular exosome
Molecular function (GO): lipid binding; thiolester hydrolase activity
Source: RefSeq, a predicted model, not a curated record